This is a messenger RNA of Belonocnema kinseyi, 2806 nucleotides long. It is a transcript of the gene lama, whose product is annotated as putative phospholipase B-like lamina ancestor. Gene Ontology annotation, molecular function: glycerophospholipase activity. NCBI's taxonomy places the organism in Eukaryota, Metazoa, Arthropoda, Insecta, Hymenoptera, Cynipidae. The record is from RefSeq and is a predicted model, not a curated record. Gene Ontology annotation, cellular component: extracellular region. The transcript has 9 exons. Bases 463 to 2127 code for a protein of 554 amino acids. Gene Ontology annotation, biological process: phospholipid catabolic process.
UUCAAUCUUCAGUCCCGGUCUAGAAUCGAGUAGUUACGCUUGGACUUCAGCGUCGGAGCAACUGGUCCAGUGCUGUCGUAAGGUCGCGACCACACAAAGCCAUAAGGAAUGUAAUCUCUAUGCGAGGCCUCAAAUUUCUACCUCUGUGCCGCGCGCAAGUGAGAAUAUUUAUCGAGAUUUACAGCCCUAAUAAUCCUGCUCAUCCAUUCACUUUACGAUAAGGACCCUCCAAAACAGCUCUACAUUAAAGAAAUACAGUUCAAUGAAAACCCACAAGACACAGUUUUUGCCGCGAUACAACUUGUUCUAUUAUAUAGAGAACGUAAGACUCGACUGAGUGUAGAGGCAACUUCUAGUCAGAAGGUGCCGCAGACUGAGCGAGGGUACCUGUAAUCGAUGGGUUGAGAACGCGAAAGUGUGUUCUUUUUUUCAAAACCAAGGUGCGUAGCUUACCGAUGAGCCAUGCUGAAGGUGGUAGGCGCCUCGUGGCUGCAGACUCGCAUUUCCACCUACCUACUCGUCACCGUUGCCGUCCUCGGCAUCGGAGCCAUCAUUUUUGGCGAGUUUGGACAUGUUGAAUACGAUGGAACGUACUCGGCAACCGCCUUCUGGAAACGUAACGUACACCAAAUUGACUUCUGGGGACAAGGAAACGAUUUGACAACUAUACCUUUGGGUGCUGCACGUGCUUAUUACAAAACGGGAAUUUCGGAGACAGGAUGGUCCAUCAUAGAGAUAGAAACCUCGCCAGAUUAUCCGGACGAGGUUCAAGCAUACGCCGCUGGACUCUUGGAAGGAAGUUUGACCUGGCAGUUGAUUCACCACCAGUGGCACAACACGGUCAGGGCAGCUUGUGCUCCAAGAGCGGCGCUUUGUAAAAAAAUGCGCAAAUAUUUGCGUGAGAACACCGAGAAGGCUCUCGAAAAUGCCCAACUUUUACAAAAAGAAGAUCCGUAUUGGCACAUGGUAAAUUUGUUUUACCACCAACUGAAAGGUUUGGAGGCCGGCUGGAGAUUUGCGGUCCGUCGCAGUCGACAAUCAGUAGACAUAGAAUCGGAUGAUUUUCUCUGGUUGGCUAUGGCUUCCGAUUUGCCUGACCUUGAAAGAGCUAAUAACGGAUCGAAAAAUCUAGCAGGGUCUCAUGGUAUGAUUUUCCUCAAAGCAUUGCAUCGUGAACAUUUUGAGCCUCUUAUCGCAAUGGCGCACAACACCGGGGCACCUUACAACAGAAUGCUGAGACUACUCAAAAGGUACAAUUUUGGUUAUCACGUUUCACCAAAGAAAAAUGCCAACUUGGUUCCGGGUCGUACAAUCGUCAUGUCAUCAUAUCCUGGAGUUUUAUCAUCACAAGACGAGAGUUACGAAAUAAGUGAAAACAACAGAGAGAUGAUAGUAGCAGGAACGCCUUUAACAAUCAACAAUCGCAGCUUAUGGAAUCGUCUCAGUUCAAAAGAACAUGUUAUGUCGCCAGCAACCAUCAUGGCAGCAAAUCGACUCUCCACUAAUGGCGGUGACUGGUCUAACAUCAUGGCUCAUAAGAAUAGUGGGACUGCUAAUCGUCAGUGGGUGACUUUGGAGCCUCGAACCAAUAGCGUGAGGUUAUUUGAACAAAUCCCAGGAGUUACGGAGUCGGUUGACUAUUCUAAACAGUUCUUGGAAAAGGGAUUCCUGGUUUGCACAGGCGUGCCAAUUUUGCAGGGUAUAAAGGACUCAGCUAAUUUUGAACUCGAGGAUGCCAUCACGAGGAGUGUUCAGGCGGAAAAGCUUCAGGAAAACAUCAAAACAGUCGAAGGCGUGAGGAGGUUAAUGCGGGGAUGCAGGCACAAGGAUGAGUCCACCACGCAUGAAAAGGAAAAUUCAAAUUUGCAUUCAAAUUUAGACCAGCAACAGACCUUCGCCUAUAGGGGUGACCUUGAAAAGUCGCCUCGACCUGUCGGGGUCAUUGAUACGAAAAUCUUCUUAUCUGACUUUGAAGGAUUUGAGACGAUCGAGGCAACAUCUGGACCCGCUUGUUCAAAAACAGCCGGGUCCUUUGAUUGGUCGAAUUCAUUCCCAAAUAUAUCACACAUUGGACAACCUGCUAUCUUCAAAUUUGACAGCGUUACCCCUGUGUGGGUUUGGGUUUAAGCUGAAAAGAAUUUUCACUUCUUGAAAUCUCACUAGUUACAAAUUUUAGUUAAAAAUUCCACCACUUUAAUGAGCAACAGCUUUUUUAAUUAGAGAAAUUAAAAAAAAAUUUAUUAGUCAAAUUUUAUCACCCGUAUCUAUUUUCUUACCUCAAACUUCAAUAGCUUUUAUCUUGAUAAAUAGUUUCUUUAAUAACGAUCCAACGUCUUUGCAGUCUUACUUCAAUUUUCGGACUCUCGAAAAUCUGAAUUUCAAAACUGAUGAUCGCUUAUUGUUGAAAAGAUUCAAGUAUACAAGUUUGAGGUGAGAGUUCGCAAUUACAAGAAAGAGUUAAUUUAAUAGGGCAUUAAAUAAAUAUGAAUUUAUCAUCUGUAGUCGUUUCUCUUUUAAUAAAUUUUGAAACAACUGAGGGGUUUAAAAAUAUCUCUGUUAUGAGAGAUUUCUUUUGAGAUCUCUUUUUAAGAAUAGAAUUUUCUUAUGUUGUCUCGGACCUAUGGAUCAAUUUUAAUUGCACAAUUCCAGUUUUAUGGAAUGUUUUUGUGAUUAUUGUCAGUUCAGGUUUUGAAAGGUUUUUUUAUGUAACCUUGAAAUUCGUUUUUAGAUCUGAAUAUUUAAAUCUGACGUAGCUGGCUCAUAUGUUAGCCACCUGUGGUGUAUUUUAUCAAAAAUAAAAAUUGUC